GAGAGAGAGAGAGAGAGAGAGAAAGAGAGAGAGAGAGGCCUCCAUUAUUGUUUGCUCUUAUACUCUUCUCUUCAUUCUUCAACCGAAAUCAUGAGCAAUGAAGAAUUAGCCUACGAUUUCUCUCCAAUGCUUAAAGUAUACAAAGAUGGUCGAGUUGAAAGACUUAUAGGCACAGACAUAGCUCCUCCAUCAACAGAUCCCAAAACUGGCGUCCAAUCAAAAGACGUUGUGAUCUCACAAGAACCAGCCAUAUCUGCAAGGCUUUACAUCCCAAAAUCCACCACCACAAGCUCACCCCAAACCAAACUCCCUCUUCUCGUUUACUUCCAUGGAGGCGCCUUCUGCAUUGAAAGUUCAUCUUCUCCCACAUAUCACAACUACCUCAACGCCUUAGUCUCCGAGGCCAAUGUUGUUGCAGUCUCUGUUGACUAUAGGCUUGCCCCAGAGCACCCUCUGCCGGCUGCUUACGAAGAUUCAUGGGCUGCUCUCAAAUGGGUUGCUUCCCAUUCUGAUGGAAACGGCUCUUCAGAUUGGCUAAACAGUUUUGCAGAUUUCCAGCGUGUGUUUUUCGCUGGGGACAGUGCAGGGGGUAAUUUAGCACACAACAUGGCUUUGAAAGUGGGGUGUGAGGGAUUGGCUGGUGGUGUUAAUCUGAUUGGGAUUGUGUUGGUGCAUCCUUACUUUUGGGGCACAGAGCCAGUUGGGGGGGAAGAGUCAACUGCCCCUGCAGCUGGAAGAGAGUUCAUUUCUGCUUUGUGGCGUUUUACUUACCCUUCGACUAGUGGAUCCGAUGACCCGUUUUUCAAUCCAGGUAAGGAUUCGAAGUUGGGGGAAUUGGGUUGUGUGAAAGUGCUGGUUUUUGUUGCUGAGAAAGAUAUCUUGAAAGAUAGAGGAGUGUAUUACAGUGAGAUACUGAGAAAGAGUGGGUGGAAAGGAGUUGUGGAGCUCAUAGAAGCAACGGGGGAGGGCCAUGUGUUCCAUUUGGAAGAUCCAACUUGUGACAAUGCUGUGGCCCUGGAGAAAAAGACUGUUGCUUUCUUGAAUUAGAAUAAUUUGCCUGAGACUUUGGUGUGCUUAGUAGUAUGACCAUAGCCUCUAAGCCAUGUUAGUGGUUGUACUUCUUUGUUGGGUUCUUCUUUUGUUCAUCUGUUUUAUGCCUUGGAUUAUGCUUUAUGUAUGGUUUUUGCUUAAAUAAAUAAAACAUCUGAUGUGAAAUA
Prunus avium (sweet cherry) is the source of this 1217-nucleotide messenger RNA. NCBI's taxonomy places the organism in Eukaryota, Viridiplantae, Streptophyta, Magnoliopsida, Rosales, Rosaceae. The record is from RefSeq and is a predicted model, not a curated record.